Dunckerocampus dactyliophorus (ringed pipefish) is the source of this 775-nucleotide messenger RNA. RefSeq names its product proteasome 20S subunit beta 2 (gene psmb2). Bases 124 to 720 code for a protein of 198 amino acids. Gene Ontology annotation, molecular function: peptidase activity. The transcript is spliced from 6 exons. Gene Ontology annotation, cellular component: proteasome core complex; nucleus; cytosol. Lineage: Eukaryota; Metazoa; Chordata; Actinopteri; Syngnathiformes; Syngnathidae. The record is from RefSeq and is a predicted model, not a curated record. Gene Ontology annotation, biological process: proteasomal protein catabolic process.
UCCGGUGACGCAGCAGCAGGCGCCGCCGAAUGCAACUUUUGCUGUGUAAUCUGAACAAGCGACGAAGAGGAAAGCUGUUUGUGUAAUUAGUAUUCGCCAUCGAAAUAACACUUCUUAUGCAGAAUGGAAUAUUUAAUUGGCAUACAGGGACCGGAUUUUGUCCUCGUCGCUGCCGACAAUGUCGCGGCCAACAGCAUCAUUCAGAUGAAACAUGACUACGACAAGAUGUUCAAACUAAGUGAGAAGAUUUUGCUACUGUGUGUGGGAGAGUCGGGAGACACCGUGCAGUUUGCAGAGUACAUUCAGAAGAACGUUCAGCUCUACAAAAUGAGAAACGGCUAUGAACUCAGCCCCUCAGCAGCAGCAAACUUCACAAGGAAGAACCUUGCAGACUACCUUCGAAGCAAUACGCCAUUUCACGUCAACCUGUUGCUGGCGGGCUACGACGACACAGACGGUCCGGGUCUGUACUACAUGGACUACCUGUCCUCGCUGGCCAAGGCCCCCUUUGCUGCCCACGGCUAUGGGGCCUUCCUCACGCUCACCGUCCUUGACCGCUACUACAGACCAGAUCUGACCAGAGAUGAAGCAGUGGAGCUCUUGAAGAAAUGCAUCAACGAACUGAACAAGCGCUUCAUCCUGAACCUUCCCUCCUUCAGCGUCCGUUUGAUUGACAAGGAGGGCAUCCAUGACCUGGAGAAACUCACUCCCAACAAGUGACCGUUCCCCGCUUAGCUACCGGCACUCAGAAUCUUUUUUUUUUUUUUUUUUUUUU